Molecule: messenger RNA, 4054 nt
Organism: Chroicocephalus ridibundus (black-headed gull)
Lineage: Eukaryota; Metazoa; Chordata; Aves; Charadriiformes; Laridae
Gene: PDK1
Product: pyruvate dehydrogenase kinase 1
Exons: 12
Coding region: 240-1433 (397 amino acids)
Biological process (GO): protein phosphorylation; regulation of glucose metabolic process
Cellular component (GO): mitochondrion
Molecular function (GO): pyruvate dehydrogenase (acetyl-transferring) kinase activity
Source: RefSeq, a predicted model, not a curated record
CGCGGCCAUGAGGCUGCUGCGCGCCCUGCUGCGCGGCGCCUCCGCGGGCAGCGCCUCCCCAGUCAGCAUCCCGCAGCAGGUGGACUUCUACUCCCGCUUCUCCCCUUCGCCGCUCUCCAUGAAGCAGUUCCUGGACUUCGCUGGCAGCACGCAGCCUGCUGAGGCAUAGCCGACGGGAGAAACGCUUAACCUCAGCCGGCCCCGAGGAGCUGAAACGGCCAUCGCUCCCCCCCAGCCCCAUGUCUGUGCCCUGCAAAAACACCUUACCCGAAUGUCGUUGCUUUAGAAGAUGUGCGAGAGGAGGAGCAGGACGCAAACACCAAGAGCCAUGCCGGAGGACUGGGAAUCUAGCCUUCAAAAUGAGUAAAUCGGAGUUGCCUGUGAGAUUGGCAAACAUAAUGAAGGAAAUAAGCCUGCUUCCAGACAACCUCCUAAGAACACCUUCAGUUCAGCUGGUGCAGAGCUGGUAUGUCCAAAGCCUUCAGGAGAUCCUUGACUUUAAGGACAAAAGCUCAGAAGAUUCAGGGGCUGUUCAUAGUUUUACAGAUACUGUGAUAAAAAUCCGGAAUCGACACAAUGAUGUAAUUCCUACGAUGGCUCAAGGAGUAAUAGAGUACAAGGAAAGCUUUGGCAUUGAUCCAGUGACCUCACAGAAUGUGCAGUAUUUUUUAGACCGUUUCUACAUGAGUCGCAUUUCAAUUAGAAUGCUCCUUAAUCAACACUCGUUACUGUUUGGUGGGAAAAUUAAUCCAGCUCAUCCAAAACAUAUUGGAAGCAUUGAUCCUACCUGCAAUGUUGUUGAAGUUAUUAAAGAUGGCUAUGAAAGUGCCAAGAGUCUUUGUGAUUUAUAUUACAUGAGCUCUCCCGAACUCAUCCUUGAAGAGCUGAAUGCUAAAUCAACAGGACAGCCCAUGCAAGUGGUGUAUGUGCCAUCACAUCUCUAUCACAUGGUUUUCGAGCUUUUCAAGAAUGCAAUGAGAGCCACCAUGGAACAUAACGCUGAUCGAUGCAUUUAUCCGCCAAUUCAUGUACACGUCACGUUGGGAAAUGAGGAUUUAACUGUGAAGAUGAGUGAUCGUGGUGGAGGUGUUCCUAUGAGGAAAAUCGACAGACUGUUUAACUACAUGUAUUCAACAGCACCACGUCCACGUGUUGAGACGUCACGAGCUACACCUUUGGCUGGAUUUGGUUAUGGCUUACCUAUUUCACGCCUGUAUGCACAGUACUUCCAAGGAGACCUGAAACUGUAUUCCUUAGAAGGCUAUGGUACAGAUGCAGUUAUUUACAUAAAGGCCUUAUCAACAGAAUCAAUUGAAAGACUUCCUGUAUAUAACAAAGCAGCCUGGAAACAUUAUAAAGCAAACCACGAAGCAGAUGAUUGGUGCGUGCCAAGCAGUGAGCCAAAGGACAUGACCACUUUCCGCAGUAUAUAGCGUUUUCCUCAACAGUUCAUAAGAAGUAGGUAUGACGGUAAAGGGAAUUUAAAAGACCUGGCUUACACCAAGAUGCUGAGCCACAUUUGAUAUGUGAAAAUAAGUGGAGUAACAGUGGUGUAACUCUUUUUUGGAAUAAAAAAACCCCACAAACAAAACCCAGGAAAAACCCCAAACUGUACACACUUUUAAAUUCUAAGCGAGAAGGUCACACUUAAUUUGUUCCACUUUCUAUUUAUGACUACUUUCAGUAGCUAAAUCAACGGAGCAGUUAAUUUCAGGUUUUAUAGGGACCAAUAUAAUCUCUUUCGUAUCUGGUGAGAAAUGUAUUAAUUCAUGUAACUACAAAAUUGUUUUAAUAGAAGAACUAUUGAAAGAGCUCACCAGAGCAUUUUUUCAUUAUAGAAUAUUAAUAAAAAACUCAUGCAAGAAAUACUGAGGAGUUCAGUGCUGUACCUUUGCACCUGUAUGGCACUUUCUCUUCUUUUAUCUUAAGCAUGCUGAAGCCUAAUUUUGCAAAGUUAGAUAUGUCGCCUACACACCUUGCCUACAUCAAGGUUUUCUGCAGCUGUAGAAAUCACACUUAGGUCUGUAGGGAUAAAAAAAAAAAAAAAAAGGCAAAAAAAACCCAAUUAAAACAAAAUUCUAGCUGCUACCACUGGUAUAAUGUAUCUCAGGUAUGUGGUAUCAGUCAUAUUUCUUUGGUUGUAAUGUGAAUAUUUAAUACAUGUGAAAAACAUACCUUGCCACGAUCAUUGUGAAUUAGCAAAUAAUGUUGGCUUGUGUACAGUAAAGAUACGCUAUCUUGCAUUUGCUUUUCUUUCUGUAGGUAAUACCAAAACGCAGUAUCACUGUUCUAGCCCUAGUUAAGAUCUCAGACUCUGGGGUACGUCAGGUUACAGCUGUAAAUGGAAACUAUUUUAAUAAACAGAUUUUUUAAAAAUUUGCUCUCAGUAGGGCACCUCUAUUACUUUGACAACAGAAACUGCCUUCUCAGGAGUAUUUACGAAAAAGUGGAAUUAACAGUUUUUGAAAAUACCUUUAUAUUUGUGGUGUGCUUCUGGCCUCGUUUAUGUAAUAACUGGAAGUCACACUGUAGCGUAAAUAAGGUAAGCAGAUGCUGUUUAUCAGUCAAAGGCAAACUGUCAAACCAUUCUGGGGAAGACAGAGAGGGGAAUGGAUAUUACAUUUCAGGUACAAAAUCCUUCUUUUAUUAAAGGAUUCAAUUUCUUUUAGCGCCUAUUGUGCCAGCUUUGUUCAAAUCGUAUACACCUAUGUUGUACCUCGAUCCCUGUCAUUCCUGAACAUUUUAGGAAUGAUGCACUUAAAGACGCUAAAAGCUAAUCCUUUUCUCAGUUAAUUCAGUGCAUGUAAUUCUGUGAUUUUUGCUGUGCAGCAGACAUGCAUAAUCCCUCUCAGAAAGAAUAAGCCUGAAUUUCGCUAGUUUAUUAGCUCUGCACAGAGCAGAAGGUGACACCACAAGUGAAGGCAAGAGCUGGUAUGUUAGAAAUUGAAGUCAUGCUCUUCUAGUUGUAGCUGAGCCAGAUGAAAGGUUAUUAAUUACCUGCUACCUCCCCCCAGCCUACUUACGCCAAACACUAAAAUGGUUUUAUACCCUGGUCAAGCUAAUGUAGGUCACUUUAAUGGGAGUGAUUUACAGAAUGGGCUACAUACACAGACCGACACUGAGGGAGGAUUAGUCUAGUUUAAUUGCCGCCAGAACAGUACAGGUACCUGCUCCACCCAAGCCUGUGGGCACUUUGAGAGGUCCCUGUUUUUCUUUACGAGGAUGUGAGGUGGUGACUGGCAACCUUUCAAUCUGCCUGGCUACAAGCGAGGAGAAGCUGUAACUGUUCUCUUCCUUCGACCCUGGAAAGAGGAUGUAUGUGAGAAAUUCCACACAUUGCCAAACAGGGCCUGUGCAGAAGUUAGAGGGGACGCCUGCAGCUAUUGCUUUUGCUAAGCUAAAGCUGAAAGUUACAGCAAGGGAUUUUAAAAACCUCAACGCUCAACUGUUCAUUCUAGCUUUUAUGCUAAGUUUUAAAUAUUUAACAAGCUUAGUUGAACUGAUUUUCGUAAUAUCUGAGAACUACAAGAGAUGUUUCUGAUGAAAAGCUAGCACAGCUUGUUUUUUAGAAAGUCUAUUGAAGUAUUUUGCGUGGUAUUAUUGAAAUAAAAUCUCUUUCAUGCUCUCAGCUAGCUACUGAUUGAAUUCCAAUUAUUAGAACAACUUCCUGUGUACUUAUAUUUGUAUCUUCUCACCUGCCACCCCAAAUGAUUGUGGUGAAAACAGAAUUGUUGGGUUUUUUUACUUUUUUUUUUUUUACUUUAUGAUGUUUAACCCUACAUAGAUUACUUCUGAUUUAAAUAGAAGUUCAGAAGCUAAUUUUUAUGUUUAAUAUUUUCAUUACUGUAGCAAAAUCACUGCUAGCACACUGGUUAAGUUGAAGUGAAUCACUGUAGAAAAUCAGUAUAACAGCUCAGCUAUCAAAAUGCUGAGAUUAAUAGUUUUGUAUGCAAAUGAGCUCAGUCUUGCACUGUAAAAUUAAUCUUGGUUUGUGUUAAUUUAAUUUUUUGAAGAAUCACUACAUUUAUUCAUUAAAGCUAUUUUAAAAAAUUAA